Messenger RNA from Oncorhynchus masou masou (cherry salmon), 3301 nucleotides. RefSeq names its product MALT paracaspase 2 (gene malt2). The record is from RefSeq and is a predicted model, not a curated record. Gene Ontology annotation, biological process: proteolysis. Gene Ontology annotation, molecular function: cysteine-type endopeptidase activity. The transcript is spliced from 17 exons. Lineage: Eukaryota; Metazoa; Chordata; Actinopteri; Salmoniformes; Salmonidae. Bases 525 to 2969 code for a protein of 814 amino acids.
UUUACCCAUGAACCGCUAGUGUUUCUGCAGCGUGAUGGAGUUGUCUCUUUUGUUGAUAGUUCCAAAAAGAUACAUAUUUCCACUGACGCUGAGUUUUGGUGUGAUUCUAUUGGCGUAGGGAAGGUGAAAGUAAACUUGAGGGGGAACAUGGUUGCUUUCAUGCAAAUACAAGGGACAACACAAAAAGAGGAACCGAUGUGAAAUGAGAAACAAGACAUUGUUCAACCAAUUGUGAGAGUUGAUUCACACCGAGACGAGAUUGGCAAAACGGACUACUCUAGUUCCGAAAUAUAUGAUUAUCGAUAGAGAUUUCUGAACUAGAUGAGAGCGGUCGGUUUGUCUCUUCUUCCACUGAAAACUAUAUUGAACAACUUCUUGUCUCAUCGAAAACAUCGUCGGAAUCGGUAAAGAGGCGGGCGCUUGUAAGUUUUAAGAUAAAGAUACAGUAGUCUCGUUUACGUGGACGAAGAAAUUCAUCUCAGGUUAUUCCGGAAGCUGCUGAAUAGAACGCAGACAGACUAGAGAUGGGUGACUGGAAUCUCAGCAUUGGGACUUUGAGUGAAGGAGCUCAGAGCAGGUUAGCUGACAUGCUGGAUAAUGCUAAAUGUGGAUGGAGACAACUUGCCAAUGUUGUCACUGAGGAACCUCGAUUCCGCUGCAGUGAGAAUGAGAUGACCAGCUGUUCGCUCCAGGUGCUCAGCCCGACAGGCAGCCCCAGCCGCUACCUCCUAGAGAGGCUAUCUGAGCGCUCCUGCACCCUGGGCUUCCUGCUGCACUGCCUGAAGAAGAUGGAGCACCAUGAAGCUGUGCAGUACCUCACUGCAAACGUGAUGGAGCGGUUUCAGAUCACAGUGCAGCCCCAGGCCCAGCAUGCUACAGAGGGAGGCAGGGUUGUGCUGGUCUGUAAGGCCAUUGGUCCUGCUGCUAUGGGCUACCAGUGGUUCAAAGGCAAAGAAGAGGUGCUAGGUGGAAGUGGUUCAGAGCUGGUCCUUUGCCCUUUAACCCCAACCCACCAGGGACACUACAUCUGCCGGGUCAACCAUGGAGAGAACUUUGUCUUCUCCCAGUGGGCACAUGUCCGCAUUAUCAGGUCAGCUGGCUCCAGCACAGGUGUCAGUAGCAGCUUCUUCCCCCCCUCAGUGAGUGGAGUGCGUAUUGUCCGUCAGCCCCGGCCCCAGGUAGUAGCUGAGGGGGACUCCUUGUGUCUGGACUGCUUUGCUGAAGCCAACCCUCCUCCUCAGUACCAGUGGUACCACAAUAAACAACCAAUGCCAACAGACAAGAUAAGCACCCUGAGGAUACUGUGUGUGACCACAGCAGAUCGAGGAAUGUACAGCUGCAGGGUGUUCAACUUGUACCAUGAGGUGUGGAGCGACCAGGUUCAUGUCAAAAUAGAUCCUGGUUCCUCCAUUGAUGCCUCCUGGGGAGAAAUAGACCCUGCUGCCACACCUAGCCCUGCCAGGCAGAUAAGUAAAUUAUAUGCCACGGACAAGGUGGCUCUUCUGAUGGGAAACAUGAACUACCUGCACCACAGGCCUCUGCGAGCGCCCAUGGCUGAUGUGCACGAGAUGACCAACCUGCUGCGCCAGUUGGACUUCAAGGUGGUAUCUUUGCUGGACCUCAACUGGCAGGAGAUGCACAGCGCUGUAACUGAGUUCCUACUGCUGCUCGACCGUGGCGUCUAUGGGCUUCUGUACUUUGCGGGUCAUGGUUAUGAGAACUAUGGGAACAGUUUCAUGGUGCCCAUUGAUGCCCCGGCUUCUUAUACCUCAGAGAACUGCCUGUGGGUGCAGGAUGUGCUACAGCGGAUGCAGGAGCGAGAGACGAGUCUCAAUGUAUUUCUAUUGGACAUGUGUCGCAAAAGAAACUUGAACGACGGUGUCCCUCCACAGCCAGGGCAACUGAAAGUGACCGCAAACAUAGUGUUUGGUUAUGCCACGUGUGUGGAUGCAGAGGCCUUUGAGGUGAACAAAGACGACCUGUCCAAUGGAAUCUUCAUCAAUUUCCUCAAACAGAGAGUCAUGGAGGACGAGAAGGUCACUGUCAUGCUGGACAGGGUGGCCGAAGACAUGGGUCGGUGUGAGAUCACACGAGGGCGUCAGGCUCUAGAGUUACGCAGUAACCUUUCUGAGCGGCGUGCACUCACUGACCGGAUCCAGAGCUCCGGCUGCCCAGAGACCACCUCGGCACGCAACCUGCAGUGGGCCAUAGCACACGUUCUUCCAAAGAGCCGUAACCUGCUGUUUGACUGUGGCGUGACGGUGCAGCUGGGCUUCGCAGCAGAGUUCUCCAACAUCAUGAUCAUCUACACCCGAAUAUUGGAGAACCCCAAGGAAAUUGCGUCCUGCUCGGCCCAUCUCACAGACUUCACUGAGGGUUUGGAUAUGGAUCUGAAGAUGAGUAAUCAGGAGAACCUCCUAGAUGCAGGGAGUUUACUGCCAAUGGAGAUCCUCCUGCCUGCAGAGCUUCCAGGCCUCUACACCCGCCUGAAGGGACUGCAGAGACUUACGAAGGAGUUGACAUUCACUGUGUGCCUUCAGUAUAAGUAUACAAACUUGGAUGAGGAGGUCCAUGAGAGGCAAACUGUCACUGUGGGCAAACCACUGGUAUCCAAACUCAAUCUCCACGAACCUCGGCUUCCCCGCUCCUACUCGGCCUCCUCCUCAUCCGACCUUCACUCCUUCAGCCAUUCCUCCUCCUUCCCAGAGGGCUUUGGGCCAAGCUUCCCUGCCUCAGAGACUUCCUCCAUUGGCUCAGCUUCCACCACCUGGUCAUAUUACUCACAGCCAGGAGUGUCUGCCACCCCAUCUUCCCCCGGGAAGUUAAAUCUACCUGUGGAGGAUGACAGUCCAGAGUUGUUUGAUUCUGACGCCCCCCAGCCUCUCACCACAAGCAAAAGCCUGCCUCAUGGUCAAGUAGAGGACCUCACAUAUCGGUUCAGUAACAUGCACAACUUCCAUUCAUGUUAGUCAUGUCAAUUUGCAGUGUUGUAAGCCGUGCAACUACUCCACAGACCUACACAUGAACUUAUAGUGCAAAUUACUUUACAACAAAUUGAGCCCAUGACCUGCAUUGUUUAUAUGUUAAAGAAUAUGUAGAGAAAAACUGAUGUAAUCUCAUUUUUUUUUAGCUCAUGUAAUGGGUGUUUGUCUUAAUGUUAUGAACAUAUAGUGCCUUAAAGCAUAACCAUUUGGGCAUGCUGUUAAUACAUUUCUUUCACAUCUUUCACAUGGUGGAUUUAACUUUUUUAAAAUUUUAAACAGACAUAAAUAACUUAUUAAAAUGUGUUUGAACAUUUUGA